AGCUUGUAGGACUCAAUUAAAGACGGCACUUUGUUUUUAUAGAUCGUGUUUACUAAUGAGUUUGAACUGAAACUGAUCUGUUUCUCAAUAUAUAAGAAAAUGGAGAUCGGGGAGAAGCUCAAAGAGUUAAACUUGUCAUCAGAGGAAAUGGGAAGAAUUACCAACGCCUUCAAAGACGGUAAAUUUAGGGAGAUGUUGCGUGAAUACAUCCAAGAUAUGUCUGACCCUGAGAACAUGAGAAAAUACGAGGAGGAAAUCCAACAGUGGGAGCAGGAGAGAGGAAACACGGUGGAGUUCAUCCAGCCUUCCCCUUUCAGGGUGAUCAGAAUCAGCAACGCUGCAAAGCAGAAAUGCUUCAUCAACAUCUGCGCCAAUGACAAGAUCCACACACCCCAGGCAAAGAGUGCUGUGUCAGAGGAUGGCCGCAGGGGGCAGUGUUGGAGCCUGCCUCACAGUCUUCAACCAGGGAGGACAGACAGAGACACUAAAGGCAACACAUAUGUGAUCUAUGAUGUUAUUUUCCACCCUGACACGCUGCACAUGGCCUCUAAAAACAAAGCAUUCAUGGAAAUGGUCUACGAUGCUGCUAUUGAUGGAGUCCAACGAGCAUUUAAAGUACAUCUAGACAAAAAUAAGGUGAAGGAAAUGAAGACAAAAUACAAGGGUACCCCUCAGCCAUGUGUCAUCCGAAGACCCAUACCUGGAUUCAAUCCCCAGAACAGUACCCCUGAGGAUCUGGCAUUAACAGACAACAGAGCCACUGAAAACCAGAGCUUCCAGUUCCAAUCACAGAAGAACCAGGAUCCGGUGAAGCCAAACUACACUGUAAAAUAUCGAUCUCUGGUGGAUUUACAGGAUUUCAGAUGUUCUAGAGACUCUGUGCAGAGCCCCAGGCCUAAAGAAAUUCUGAUCACUAUUGACCUGCCACUCCUGACGUCAGUCAGAGACACUAACCUUGAGGUAAAGGAGAAAAGUCUGCUGCUGGAGUCCAAACAACCAGCCUACAAACUGUAUCUCCCUUUAGCUUAUCCUGUGGAUGAAGACCAAGGAGAGGCCAAGUUCAACAAACACACAGGAAAGCUCAGUGUGACCCUGCCGGUCCGUCCACCUGAUGACGCUCUCCGUCAUCAUGAUGGACUCAAGAAAGAUAGCGAGAGUCAAGCAGAGCAAAGUGAGGUUGAAGAGGAACAAACCGAACAAGAGGUUUAUGAGAAGAACAAGGAAGAGGUUAAAUCACAUGAACAGGCGGAAAGGAAUCAGGAAAAAGGACUGGUCAAAAACUGUGAUGAGGAACAGAAAAGUGCAGGAAAUGAUCAGCAAAUAAAGAGAGAACAGCAUGAAACAGAGGAGGAAAAAACAGGAACAGAGCUUCCAAAGCAAGAGAGUUUACAAGUGAGCAAUGAAGUGGAUAAGGAGGAAGCUGGGCCAAAGACAAUACAGGAAACUAAAAGCCAAAGUACUGAGGAAAGAUCAGCUGUGGCUAAAGAUCAGAUAGAAGAUGAACCUGUUAGGAAAACAGGAGUUCAUGCUCCAGAAACUGUAGCUGUCAAAAAAGCAUCGACCUUUACUGAAAAUCAGGAAGUGUUAAUAUCUGACAAACAGACCAUUGACUCAGAAGAUAACAAAGAAGUUAGGCCAAGCACAUGUUUGGAAUCUAAAUCCAAUAUAACAUCUUUUGAUGACCGGGAGGGAACUGGAAAGGAUGAACAAGGUGCUUCUCUUCAGCUACUUCCAUCCUUUGGAGAACCCCAGAUUUCUCCUGAAGUGUCUUUCCCUCCAACUGAGAACAGUGUGGGGGAAGCCUGCCUCUCUGGGAGGUCGGUGGAGUCCAGCCAGGCUUUUAUCACAGCCACAGUGGAAAGAGGAAAGGAAACUGAUGAAGAUGACCCGCCAGCACCUCCAGCUGCCCAGACGUCGGAGAAGAACAACGAUCCACCAGCAGCCGCGAUGCUGAGGGAAAUUGAUGCCGAUGGAAAAGAGACCCUGAUCAGUGAUCACUCCACAUCAUCUGGUUUUAUUUUCCAGAACAAACUAAUGUAUGAACUGGACUGAUGCUCUGUGUUUUACAGGGAAGGAAUUAAUUUGAUGCAGAAUCCUUUUUCUUUUUGCUGUUUAAAUGACUCAAAAUGUUUUUCAAAGUGAAAAUAUGCAUUUGUUUGAUGGGAUUUAUCAGUUUCAUUGCAAAGUUGGUAAAAUAAUAGAUAUCUAAUAAUAGUAUUCAUGACAAAUGGAUAUUUGUCAUGAAUACUAUUAAUAUACCAAGUCAUCGAUAACAAUGACAUUACCAUAAAGGAAGCCAGUUACCAUCACACCUUUUUAACAUGCUUAUUUAUGAAAACUCAGAAACACUUUUAGAGGAUGUUAAAGAUCCUAAACAUCAGAUAUAAUAUAUUAGAGUUCUAAAACCACAUUUCCUUACAACAGAAAGUAAGUUGGUUGCUGAAGUGGAAAAAUGACGACCACAAAUGUAGUUUUUUUCCCCUUUCGUCCUUCAUACAAAAUGAAUCCUUCAUCUUACCCAUCAUAGACGGUUCUAUGCGAGCAAAAUAGAUCACAUAUCAGACCUACAUAAAGUAGUGCAGAAGUGUAGUAAAUAUAAUGGAAAUGUGUAGCAUGUAUUAGUACUAUCAGCCCCUUUACUCAGAUACCCCUCAAUAGAAUCUAGAGCUGCACAUUUCAGCAAGGUUCUCUUUCAGAGGGCGUGGAGCUGAAAGCGGAGGUUCCUAGUACUUAUAGAAGCUGUAAUG
Molecule: messenger RNA, 2747 nt
Organism: Cyprinodon variegatus (sheepshead minnow)
Lineage: Eukaryota; Metazoa; Chordata; Actinopteri; Cyprinodontiformes; Cyprinodontidae
Gene: dnaaf2
Product: dynein, axonemal, assembly factor 2
Exons: 2
Coding region: 100-2052 (650 amino acids)
Biological process (GO): axonemal dynein complex assembly
Cellular component (GO): cytoplasm
Source: RefSeq, a predicted model, not a curated record